UCAGUUAACUGCAAGUGAGAGACGACCAUGAUGGCUAUUGAAUCAUUUACAAUUAUAAUCCUCUUGUUAUUUUCUUGCGUUCUUCUCAAAAUUUCAGCUCAAACCGAAGCAGAAGCUCUAAUAAAAUGGAAAAACAGUUUAAAUUCUCAUUCUCUUACCACAUGGUCUCUUAGGAAUGGAAGCGCCAAUCCUUGCAAGUGGUCUGGUAUUAAAUGCAGCAGUUCAAACAGUGUUGUAGAGAUAAACCUCGAUACGUCAGGUGUCGAUGGAACGCUCGAUCAAUUCAAUUUGUCACUGUUUAGCGAUCUGGCCUCUCUCAAUCUCAAUUUCAAUAAUCUGGUUGGCGAUAUCCCAACUCUAAUCGGGUCUCUUCCAAAGCUUACUUAUCUUGAUCUGGGAAGUAACAACUUCACAGGAACAAUGCCAUCAGAAAUUGGGAACCUCGUAGAGCUUCGUUUUCUUCGACUAGCCGAUAAUACUCUUACUGGAGCAAUCCCGUAUAAGGUUUGCAAUCUUCAGAAGGUAUGGCAUCUUGAUAUUUCAGAUAAUCUUGAUAUAGGAGGUCCGUUUCCAAUUCAGUGCAUGAAGACUUUGAAGAAUAUUCAGUUUCUUGAUCUGAGUGGUAAUCUGUUCGAAGGACCAAUUCCAGCAGAAAUCGGAAGCCUUACCAAACUUCAAGACCUGAAGCUGAGUAGAAAUCAGCUAAAUGGUUCAAUACCAUCCGAGAUUGGUCUGUUAGCCAACCUCAGAAUUCUUGAAUUGUAUGAAAAUCCUUUGGAAGGGCCAAUUCCAUCUUCUAUAGGAAACCUUAAGAUGCUGCAAACACUAGACCUUGCAUAUGUGAACUUGAAUUCCAGCAUUCCGGAUGAGCUUGGCUUAUGCACCAAUCUUACGUACUUGGGACUGGCAUCUACCAAUCUACAAGGUAGUUUGCCGCCUUCGAUGGCUUCUCUAAUCCAACUCACUGAAUUAGGAGUUUCAAGUAAUCAAUUAUCUGGUGAGAUUCAACCAUAUUUACUGUCCAAUUGGACUCAACUAAUUUCCCUUCAACUUCAGAACAACUCCUUCACAGGAACUAUUCCUAAUGAAGUCGGUUUGUUAAGAAACCUCAAUCUACUAUACAUGUACAAGAACAAAUUAUCAGGUCCCAUACCUUCAGAGAUUGGAAACUUGUCAAAUCUGAUCGAGCUCGACUUAUCUGAGAAUUUUAUUGAUGGCUCAAUUCCAUCAAGCAUAAUAAACUUAACUAUGCUUGAACGCGUGAACUUCAAACACAACCGACUCAGUGGAAUGCUUCCUCAGCAAAUAGGUAACAUGGAAAGCUUGAUACAUUUUGACGUCAGCACAAACACAUUGCAAGGAGAGUUGCCUUCAUCAAUAACUCAGCUGCAGAACUUGAAACUCUUUUAUCUCACAACGAACAAAUUUACUGGCAGUAUCCCGGAAGAGUUUGGUCCCAGGUCUUUAAUAAAUGCAAGCUUCUCUUACAACAAUUUCACCGGAAAGCUUCCUCCCAACAUUUGCAUGGGAGGGAACCUUGUAAUAUUGACAGCCAACAAAAAUAAUCUAGACGGGCCAAUUCCUGAAAGCUUUAGAAACUGCGCAAAAUUAUUCAGAGUUCGGCUCGAAGACAACCAUCUUGAAGGAGACAUCACGGAUGCAUUUGGUGUUUACCCAGUUCUGAAUUUUUUUGACACGAGUAGAAAUCAGUUGUCGGGUAAACUGUCACCAAACUGGGGAGCAUGCACCCAGCUUUCGUUCUUCAGAAUCUCGGAGAACAUGAUUUCAGGUGAAAUUCCACCAGCUAUCGCAAGCUUAAAAUCUCUGGAAGACAUUAGCCUUUCUUCAAAUAAAUUGUCAGGUCAUAUUCCAGUGGAUAUGUUUAAUUCAGAUUCCGUUAUAUUCAAUCUAAAUUUGAGCAGAAAUCAAUUCUCAGGUAAGAUACCCAUAGAGGUUGGGAAAUUAGCACGUCUGCGAAAUUUGGAUUUGUCCGUAAACAACCUCCGUGGGCAUAUACCCGGGGAAAUUGGGGAAUGCAAAGACAUGGUAACCUUGAAACUAAACGACAACAAGUUAAAUGGAAAAAUUCCAUACCAGGUUGGAAAUCUGGAGGCUUUGCAGUCUGAAUUUGAUCUCAGCCAAAACGAACUCGAUGGAGAGAUAUCACCACAGCUUGGGAAUUUAAGAAAUUUGGAGAGCUUGAAUCUUUCUAACAACAAGCUAUCUGGUUCAAUACCCUCUUCUCUACAGGGUAUGCUAAGUCUUGCAUCUAUUGAUCUUUCGAAUAACGAACUCGAGGGCCCAGUUCCAGAUGUGAAGGCAAUCGAAAAAGAUCCUGUCAGAGCCUUAGGAGGUAAUCAAGGUCUGUGCAGCAAUGAACUGAUGGGAUUGAGCCCUUGUAGAGGUACACCAUCAUCCGAUAACCGCAGAAAAAUCAAUAAAUGGAAAUAUAUAAUUUCGGUAGUUGUUCCAGUUGCGGUAUCACUGGUUCUUCUACUGAUUCUGUUUGGAAUUUUCUGCUGCUGCCGUAACCGCAAAGUUGGCUCAGACGAAGAAAAACUAGAUUCAGGUGGUGGAAGAUUAUUCUCAGUAUGGAACUACAAUGGAAACGUGGUGUUCAAGGAUAUUGUAAAGGCAACAGAGAAUUUCGAUGAGAAGUACUGCAUAGGCAAAGGUGGACAAGGAAGUGUAUACAAAGCAACACUUCAAAAUGACAGAAUUCUUGCUGUAAAGCGCCUCCAUGAUGCAUCGUCAUCAUCCAGUGAAUAUGCAUCCUCAGAGGCUACGCGCUACAAGAGUUUUGAAUCUGAAGUAAAUGCACUGACAAACAUACGGCAUCGAAAUAUUGUGAAAAUGUACGGUUUCUCUUCGACAAAGGGAUGCAUGUUUUUGGUAUAUGAAUAUGUGGAGAGGGGUAGUUUGGCAAAUGUGUUGUAUAAUGAGAAUCAGGCAAUGAUGUUGGACUGGUCAAUGAGGUUAAAGAUCAUCAGAGGUGUGGCGCAGGCCUUGUCUUACUUGCACCAUGACUGCACCCCGCCUAUUGUGCACAGAGACAUAACCGGAAAUAACAUUUUACUGAACCCGGAAUAUGAAGCUAAGGUCUCAGACUUUGGGACCGCAAGGUUGCUAAAACCAGAUGAGUCUAACUGGACAGUACCAGUCGGCUCCUAUGGGUACAUAGCUCCAGAGUUUGCAUCUACAAUGAAGGUGACAGAGAAAUGCGACGUAUACAGUUUUGGAGUUGUUGCACUGGAAGUCUUAUUCGGGAAACACCCUGGGGAAUUCCUUUUGCAGUUGCAAUCUGAAGGACAUGAUCUAUUUCUAGUGGAUGCAUUAGACAAGCACCUAACUCUCCCGACUGGAAUAACUGCAGAUGAAUUGGUGUUAAUAGUUACCCUUGCUUUGGCAUGUACGCGUAUAUCUCCAAAUUCUAGACCAACCAUGGAUUUUGUAAAUCGUGAGCUGACAACAAAUACAGUUCUUCCUAUAGAUGAGAACUUUCACUUGCUCACAUUGCAGAAACUAAUGAAGGUUUUGUAAGAGUUUAAAAAAAACGAUCACCAUAUGAACCUUUUUGGUUGAGUGUGUGUUUGUUUGUGGUCCUUUUGAGUCUUUAGAUUUCCUUAUUCUGGUAGGGUUUUCGUGUGUGUACACUAGUGCUUUAAAGUUUAUCAAUAAAUUUAAGUUAUCGACACAUACUUUGGGCGUAUGCCAAUGUAAUGUAAUUGUACUAUGGAGUAAUCUACGAGGUAAUAAUGAGUGUUUCAGA
This is a messenger RNA of Papaver somniferum (opium poppy), 3769 nucleotides long. RefSeq names its product probable leucine-rich repeat receptor-like protein kinase At1g35710. The transcript is spliced from 2 exons. Gene Ontology annotation, biological process: protein phosphorylation. The coding region runs from base 28 to 3540 and encodes 1170 amino acids. NCBI's taxonomy places the organism in Eukaryota, Viridiplantae, Streptophyta, Magnoliopsida, Ranunculales, Papaveraceae. The record is from RefSeq and is a predicted model, not a curated record. Gene Ontology annotation, molecular function: ATP binding; protein kinase activity; protein binding.